GCUCACGAACAACUUCGGGGACUGAUAACCCAUAGAGAAACACACGAAGUCAACAUCCUAAUCAUCUUAUAAAUAUAUUGUUAAGUACUAUGAGCCCUCUUGUUCUUCUACUCGAGUGUCGUUCAUCCCCGUAGCAUCUCCUGGCUCCUGCUCUGUCAAGAACACUUGGUCUCAGAAGUAUCCUUUGCUCCCGCAUGAAGUUGCAGUUGUGUUUCGUCUCGUGAAGAAUGAAAUAACCUCGAAGAAGAUGCAAUCCUUCAUUUAAAUCAAUGGCUCUCCUUCAAAAUCCUUCAUGAGCGAAAUCAAUUGCGAUACAUAGAAGCGACGAGCAGGCCAUGGACACGUAGUUUUCACAGAUCCGUGAAUGUUUGAGCUAGAUAAAUAGUCAGUGUGAGGUGAACUAGAAGUAGAGAAAAAGAUGGAGAGCAAUACCAACAGUCUUCAGGAGGCUCAGCAACAGCCGAACCUGCAGGUGGGUGGUUCCUCCUCCUCCUCGGCACCGCAUCCAGAGGAGUCGCAGCAGCAGGAUAUCUUCGGUGUGAAGAAUGAGAAUUUCGACUGUACUCAGUUGAACCCGGGAGAAAGCUACGCACCUAUUCAUACGCAAGAUAGUGCGGCUGUCUACCCCUCAGCACCUGACAUCGUCUUGCCGGGUGAUACCCAAUAUGACGCUGGAUCGCAGUAUUUUGAUCAGUCAUUAGCCCAGUCACAGGCACCAGGAGCAGCUGUGGAGCAGCAGGACGGAGCUGGAGGAGCAGUUGGACAAGCUGAAGAUCAGUCAUUGUCAAAUCAACAUGCAGGACUACAACAACCAACUACCGAAGGACUACUACAACAAGCUCCCCAAGCAGAUAGUCUAGACCCCCUUGGUCAUCUCGGAGGAGGUGUUUCAUCUGUAGUGGAAGGCGUUCAUCUAGUCGAUGCACCACCAGGUAGUAGUGAAGACGAUGAGGAGGCAGGGCAGGAACAAUACGCUCCUCCAGCUGCGUCCGAUGAAGAUGAUGACGCAAUCUUCGGCGCUGCGGCUGACAGCGCAGCGAUUUUCGGAGGCGCAGCUGCAAGCAAUGCUGACUUGCUAUUCGGUGCUAUGGGAUCCGCCUCCGGUCAACAACAACCUGGAGGACACGGGCUUGCUAGUGCUAAUAAUAGUGCUAAUGCUGGACAUGAUACAUACAGAGAUUUGCAAGAGCAAGGGGGAUUAUCGGAAUUGGAUUUUCUCGAAGGUGGGGGAGACACAUUUGCGAGUGUUGGAGGUGGAGUGAAAGCAGAAGAAUUGGUAAGUUGAUAAUUUUUCUGACUUUGUUUGAUCGCGGCUGCUCCUGUUGCUCUUCUUUUAUCUCAUGACAUGAAACAAAAAUGAAAUGAAUUUGAUAUGAAUCUGCAAAAAUUUUCUACAGCGGAGGUCAAAUGUUGACUCACAUUCAUUCAUCAAAGAUAUUUACUAGUGCUGCUGUUCAACAGUUACUAAAUCACAAGAUAAAGAAACAAAUCUCGUGCUCCUGUGACAAAACAAAUCAAUCAAUAGAAAUUAAUCCGUCAAACACAGGACGCAGAUGCUGCCGCGAAAGCAGCUGAUGACGAUGAAUUAGAUCAACUCUUUGGGUCUGACAAUGCCGACGCAGCUCCAGCUGAGGCAGCUCCUGCAGAGGAGGCGCCCCCAGAGGACGAAUUCGACGAAUUGUUUGCUGAAGAUGUACUUAUAUUUUGUAACUAGUUGUUGCAUCUUCGUUUAGUCUAGAUGUUGCUGUUGGUAUGCUAGGCAAUGUUAGACAGCAUGUAAUGUAAUCUUUGUUUUUUAGCACCUCUCUUUUUACCAGGAAAUUCAUCUUGUGAAUAGAAAAAUUCAAUCUAUUCAUCUUGUCCGAGGAUAGAAGUUUCGAGGAGAGCGACAAAAAGAAUAUUCCUUUACGUCGACAGGAGGUACAACGUGGUUGUACACAUUUAUUGUGACAAGAAGAUUAUCUACACACUCAAAACACAGCUCGACAUUGAUAUGACGCAAGGCUUGUUGCCACCAGAGGAAGCUCAUUUGCAAUUGCCUCCGACCACUGGAGCUAGAAUCGACGAAGAUGAAGAAGACCUGUUUGGUGCCAUUAGCGAGGACGAUGCUGAUGUCACCGCAGAAGCAAUAUCCCUGGCAAGAGCGGAAUUCGAAAAUAAAAGGGAAGUGAAGGAGGUAAUCUUAUAGAUACAGGAGGGCUUUUGGUCAUUCAAUAUUGCAUACAACUAGUCAGCUCAAUGUUGCAACAUCAGCGAGUCUAUGCAUGGCAAUAAAAGAAACCACCUCGUCCUCCAACACCAACAUCCACACCACACACCGUACUAACAGAAUUGCUUGUUCAAGAUUCCGAAUGUCAUAAGCUGGGAGGCUAAGGCUUUUGAUCCCAGUGCGCCUAUCACGCAGCCUCUAGCUCAUAUGUGGGCUGAGAAAGAAGAUGUAUCGGGACGAACUGUGAUCAAGCUGAAAAACCCAGAAAAUACCUUUCGAUGGCGAUUUAAAAAGGAUGAAGAAGGAAAGAAGAUACUCGAUGCAAACGAAUUUCCAGUGUACUUUGAAGAUUUUUAUUGCGUCCUAGCUAGUGCGUGAAGGUUCAGAAGUGUCCUGUAACUCUAUGAUGUUGUAUUCCAUCUAACGCCAUCUCAAUACUUGGACUUCCUUGAUGACUACUUCUACUUCUUCAAAUCAAAUCAAAUUCCCCCGACCCCACACUCUCCUACUCCUAAAUUCUCAACCACCAGGUACGAAAGCAACGGCAAAUUCGUCGAGUUCGAAAACGGAGAUAAGUUUUUGGUGAUCGGCAAAGAGUAUUUCCCCAUUAUGGAGUCUGAGCAUAAAGUUGGCCGAGAGCACCUUUUCUCGGAGAUAUCUCCCAACGUUUUCGCUCAUCACAAACCGAUUUUCAAGACGGCCACCUGUAUCCCCAACAGCAUUUCCUCAACGACGCACGAAAUGUUGAUGAAAGCGCAGAUUAAGAAGGUACUCUUGUUAUUUGAACAACGAUGAUCCAUAGAAGUUGUAAUUUAACGAGAACAAAAGGAACUACUUAUCUUAAGAUCAUGUUCUUCAAGAAUAUGUCGAUUCUUCUCUGCACCACUUACAUGUCGAUUCUUCUUUUUAGUACUCAAAAAUCCGUUCGACAGGUCCAACCCAACGCUUCGAUCAAGCAAGUUACGGCGAAGCAGGUUGCGGAGAGGCAACAGCGUUACGAGCUUGAUCAAGAGGCAGAGAGGAAACAGCGCAAGGCGGUGAAGGAUAUGCAAUCUCAGAAGAGGAAGCAACAGGUGUUGACAGCCGAUUUCUUGGAGGACGACAACUAUGGAGUGAGUUUGAAGAAAGUGAAGAACGAAGGACGAGGAAAAAACAUGGACAGUGGGUUCCUCAAUCGGGCUGCCGGGUUUUUGGGGCAAGGCCCGGAUGGAGGACAGUAAAAGAUAAAUAUUUUUACGAUGGGAGGCGGAGGUCGAAGAGAAAGAGAACGUCUGCUGUAUCAAUGUCAAUUACUUAUAGGAGUAGUGGUGCGUGUAGUUGAUGAUGAAAAACUACAGGUAGUUGUAAUCGUGAUUGUGAAAGAACGAAACAAAAAUGUUAAUGUUUUUCAUCUUCACGAAACACGGGAAGAAAUUAAACACGAUCACCCUUAAGAAACGCAGAAGGGGAGAUGAAAGUUUAUCAGAUAAUGCUACAUAGAAACUGCUAUCCUACAACUCGAUUGCUUUAUUUGCUUUAUUUGUCAACUAGAGUUAGAGAAGGGAAAUUCUCUUGUUUUUCCACAAAAAUGACGCGCAGAAAAUUUUUAACCAAUGACUAUAAUUUUUCGUAGAUAUUAAUUCCAUAUUUUUUAUCGUCUGAAGAUAGUACGGAUACCCCCCGAAUUAGAUGAAAUGAAUAAAGACAUUGAGAUAUGACGUGUUUGUGAAGGGUUGUGAAACAUCAUAUGACCACGCAGAUGUCUCAAAGGUGAGAGAAAUGACAUAUGUUGAAUGAUGCUCGUGGGGGCCGCAGCCGCGCGGCGAACCAUUGUUCGCACGGAAGAACGCAUGCAUAUGACUAUCUCUUGACAUAGUAAUCACAAGAAGGUGCUUCUCAAAAUUACUACCCAAUCAUGAUACCGCGCGACACAAUAAGGCUUGUCGAAUAGAGCCGAGAGGGCGAUAUGGUCAUGCUUAUGUUUGAUGAUGAUUUUGAAGGUACCUACCCAUUUGUUCGCUGAGAAGC
This is a messenger RNA of Amoebophrya sp. A25, 4216 nucleotides long. NCBI's taxonomy places the organism in Eukaryota, Dinophyceae, Syndiniales, Amoebophryaceae. The record is from the annotation of a GenBank genome assembly.